AAAUGCCCAAAAUCUGAAAAGGAAAGCUUGAAACAAUACUUCAAAUGCAAGGAUUAAAUGAUUUCUCACAUGAAAACUUCUUCUUUUUUAUUCUUUCUUACUAUGAUUGACAUUAUACAUAUUGUACCCAACCUAGCAAAUAUCAAUAAGAAGCAGAAAAAGGCAAUCAAUGAAAUUAUAAGGUACUACUUGGCAAAACAAAAUAGAAGAAGCUAGCUAGCCUCAGGGCCUUUUAAUGCAAAUUGUAAUUAAUAAGUUAACUCAUUAUGUCAAUAUCUUACCUCAUAAAAAUAAAAAUAAAAAAAGUUUCUAAAUAUCAAAAAGAGAAAAAUAGGACCAAAAAUUUUGUAAAAAACUAAAAAGCCAAAGGCUCUUUGUAUUGGCCAACUAUACUAAAAUAAAGAAAACAAUGACAUGAAGCCAAAGAGAGAACUCACUGCUCAUUGUUAAAAACAAUGAUCAAACAACUCCAAUUUCUUUUGCUAGAAAAAUAAAUUUUGUUAGCUUUUUAGUUGGCCUAUCUAAUUCAUCCAAAAAUAACCAACCCUCUAAAACUCCUCUAACCUACCAUAGAGCAAAGACACAGAGAGAAAGAAAAGAAAAAAGAACCUUUUAAAGAAUUCUUGAAAUUAAAAAGGAGAAAGACCCAUCAAUGCCUUGCACAUUACUCUCGCAUACUACCCAUUGCUGAAAGCUUCAUCUCUUGCCUUUCUCCUUUCCUUCAAUGGAAGAAGAUCAUAACUCAAGAAUUCCAAUGGCGAGAACAGGCAAGAUUAUCAGAAGAUCGAUCCAUACUUUCCUUCAAAACUAUCAAUACUUCACCUCAGGUUCAGCUCUGCUUGCCUUACCUUUCUCUGUCUCAAUUCUCCUUUCACAAGCCUUGUUAGUCCCUUCCUCAAAUUCUCUUUUUCCGACAGUACACAGUCGCUUGCAGGCUCUUUUUCGCGCUGCCGGGUUCCCUCUGUCGUCAGAAUUCUUCACCAUUCUCAGCCUCAAACUCUCCCAAACAAUCUCUUCAUCAGUUUUUGCACUGCCCUUUACCCUUACUUUCUUGCUUUUUGCAAAAGCGUCAGUAAUUCAAGCUCUCAACAAAUCUAAACCAACUUUAUCAUCUCCAUCUUUCUCUUGCAUCAUAUGCAUUUUCAACCCUCUUCUGCUUACCUAUAUUUUCAACACAUUCCUGAUCAUCUCCGCGAAUGCGACAGCGUUCUGUCUGUUAUUCCUGUCUUUUAACUUUCUCGAAGGGUUUGGUUUCUCUUCACCCAACAGCUGUCUCCUACUCUCAGCUGCUGGAGCAGUUCUUUACUCGAUCAUUCUUGCCAAUGCACUUAUAACAUGCAACUUAGCAUUAGUUUUAUCCGGCGGAGAAAAAUCCGGUGGAUUUAUGGCAUUUUUGAAGGCCUGUGUAAUGAUUCGCGGAAGAACUUCAACAGCACUGUCCCUUGCCCUGCCUGCAAGUAUAUCCCUGGCAGGAAUUGAAGCUUUGUUUCAGUACAGAAUUGUUAGACCUUACAAUCAUAGGGGCCAGACGGCGAGUUCGUUGAUGGUUAUGGAAGGGAUGCUAAUUGCGUACUUGUAUUCAGUUUUUAUUGUUCUUGAUACUGUUGCAACCUGCAUCUUCCUGGAAAGCUGCAACAGGAAUUCUUGCAUAGAUCAAGAAGAAGGUAGGUUUGCUUACAGGAUUGAAAUUUUAGAGGAAGAUUAUCAAGGUGGUUAUGUUAGCUCAAAGGCUACGCAAGAACUUCCGUAAAUUAUAGAUUGAAAGAAAUACACAAGAUCAAGUAUUUUUUUCUUGAUAUUUUUUUUUCCAGAUGGAUUCUAUAGAAAGCAUCAUUUCAUUUCGUGAUGGGAACCAGGUUACUUCUUGGAAACAAUAAAGAUCAGCAACUGAGAUGAUACUCAUGAACAAGAAGCACUGUUGAAAAGGGAAAUGCGUAUAUACAUGCACAUUUUAUCCAAUUUCACUCUAAAUUCUCCAUUUGAUUUCAUUUCUUUUUCCUUUUUAGUUUUUUUCUAUAAUUUGUUACACUGUUUAUUUAUAGAUUGGAAAGUGUUAUUCAUUGUUAAGUUAAAAAAGGUUUAUUUAUUUA
Ricinus communis (castor bean) is the source of this 2090-nucleotide messenger RNA. RefSeq lists its product as uncharacterized. Bases 725 to 1750 code for a protein of 341 amino acids. NCBI's taxonomy places the organism in Eukaryota, Viridiplantae, Streptophyta, Magnoliopsida, Malpighiales, Euphorbiaceae. The record is from RefSeq and is a predicted model, not a curated record. The transcript has a single exon.